CUGCCUGGCGGUUCCGGCUGUCGCGUUGGCUGUGGGCGGCCGGUCGUGGCUCAUGCGCAGAGUGGAUCGGGUCGUCCCGGUUUGUGAGAUGCGGUGACGGGAGCCGCUCGGAACUCCAAAGCGGCCGCCCCUCCCCCCCCCGCGGUGUCGCCAUGACCAACGCCUACUCGCUGGACGGGGUGCUGGUGUUCGGGCUGCUCUUCGUCUGCACCUGCGCCUACUUCCGGAAGGUGCCGCGGCUCAAGGCCUGGCUGCUCUCGGAGAAGCGCGGGGUCUGGGGCGUGUUCUACAAAGCUGCAGUGAUUGGCACCAGACUUCAUGCAGCAGUGGCUAUAUCCUGCAUUGUGAUGGCUUUUUAUGUUCUGUUCAUAAAAUGAAUCUCAAGGCUUCAGACACACAAAUCUGUUUGGGAGAAGCUGCUGAAAAUGAGGACUUACCUGAGGCGGAGAGAGAGGUCAAUAUUUAAUCUCUUUAAAGGAAUGGACAGAGCCCAGUUUGGCGAUGCCAAGAGGAAAUGCCCCCAUUACCAAGCCUUUUCCAAACCAAGAGAGUGAUCCUCUGCUCUUCACAACGGCUCCAAGUUCUCUGUGCUUUCAGCAAAGUGAGAAGAUGUUCUUUUAUCUUCUUAUCCCUUUAUAAAGUAAUCAGUAAAGAUCACUUAAUGUAUGGAUGUAUACAGAUCAAAUCCUCUUUCCUAUAACAUUAUACAGUCUGCUUAAGGAAAACCUUGUGUUGUUUCACGAUUAAUUGCUUGGGCCUACCAAAAUGGAUACAAUUUUCAGUUUGGCAGAACAUAGAUGGGAACAGGUUGCAUUUAAGCUAUUUUAGAGAUACUUUCUUUAAGUCCCAAUAAGUGUAGUAAGAACAGCAGGGGAGGGAGAUAGUUGACCGUAAUGAAACUCUUGUGUUAGAGCUACGUGUUUUGGGGCCUAAGACUAGGGAGAUGAUAUCCUAAAGGCACAGAUCUCAACUGAAACUUCUCAAUAGGUAACAAAGUGAAACCCAUCUAACGUGGUUCUGUAUUCUACCUUCUGUAUUCAUGUAAGAAGGUUUUUCAAGCAAAAAGUAGAUCUGGAUUGCAGUGGGCAGCAAAUCACUGUUCAGUGAUAGCAGUGUGUCAUUGGUGUAAACGUAGCACAAGAUAGAGUGCUUGCUCUCUGGGACCCUGACAUACUGUACAAAUCAUCCUCGUCCUUGAACGAUGUCAUGGAUGAAAGUGGUUUAGAAGCCGACACAAGCCUUGAUGUUUAUACUAAGGAGGGAGUAGGUGGGGAGGGGAUGGGAACACUAUGUAACUAAACUUAAUAGUAAAGAUAAUGUUUAAGCCACAUUUUAACAUCACAACUUGUAUAUUUGGAAAGUGUAUAGAUUGUUAAAGACAAAUGCCUCCUGUACUGAUGUUGUUCUGCAUUUUAUUUCCAUCUCUAAUGGGCCUGUCUUCUCAAUUUGUUUUCCACUUCUCUUGAGCUGUUCUCUCCAGCUUCUACACACCCAGAUUGAAAUGUAGGAAUCAAUCCCCUACAGUAGUUGCAGUGAAGGGAUCACUCAACUACUUUUUUGUAGCUUAGUUUUUUAAAAUUCUCCAUUGUUUAUAAAAUCCUGAAUAAAAAACUUGCCUAUAAAAUGUC
This is a messenger RNA of Trachemys scripta elegans, 1628 nucleotides long. RefSeq names its product transmembrane protein 167B (gene TMEM167B). The coding region runs from base 153 to 377 and encodes 74 amino acids. NCBI's taxonomy places the organism in Eukaryota, Metazoa, Chordata, Testudines, Emydidae. The transcript is spliced from 3 exons. The record is from RefSeq and is a predicted model, not a curated record.